AUGAGCUUAUUUUCUUUUACGCCAACUGGAGGUUCCAACAUGCCACGCACCACAUCCACGGAGGAAAACACCACGUCGGAUUGUCAGACAAGUUUGAAUCAUCCGCCUCCCAAAAUGACCUUUACGGAUAUGCUAAACACCAAAAUCCAAAACAGCAAUAAACACAGCUCAGAAGAUAAAAACAGCAACUGCAGCACAGUUGAUGAGGUGUUGGAUUGUUGCGAUUACGGUUAUGGAUGUGUUCAUGGAAAUGCACUGGUGGAAGAGGGCGCGGAAGAGAUGCGACGCCGCUACUUUUUGGAAAUGCAGCGCAACCUCCUUGAUGAUGUGGAUACGGACAAUGAGGAACAAAUAGACAGCAAGAUCGUUAGCACUUGCCGAAGCACCACAUCUGUCAGUGCACGUGAUUCCUCAGAAGUUCUCGGCCCCAUACCUUUACCACAUGACGGAGGAGAUGUGUUGUCUUUCAACCCAUUUGCCUCCAGUGUUACCUAUAGCCCCUUGUCCGAUGAAAACGGUUGCGUGGAAAAUUUAUCUCCGAACCCCAGCAGCCGCACUCCACUGAGCAGCUCAACAUCCGGGGCGCAGCUUCCCAAUGGAAGUUUUUCCUCUAUCUCUCCCUCGCUCUCCACUCAUCCGACUGGGCGAUUAGCCACGCGAAAAAAUGUAUACGUGAGUGAACUUCCGACCCAUUGGAAUACGGAGAAACUCCGCAGCGUCUGCGCCACCUUCGGUAAUAUUGUCAGUGCUAAAGUUAUGCACGACAGCAACACAAAUGAGUCGCGGGGUUAUGGCUUCGUCAUGUUUGAGACGGAUGAACAGGCAGCUCUAUGUGUGCGCACACUGAACAGUUGCAAAGUGGAUGGACGGAUGUUGUCAUGCCGCUUCGCUCACGAGAAAGCCAUGCCGUCGUUUGCCCACUCUGAUCGUAUCCCAUGGCAGGAAUUCGGUCGCUCCCCCAAUUCCACAACACCGUCCCUCUCAAAAGACAAACUGACGGAUGUAAAAACCCAACCCGACCAACAGCAGGGAGGUAACUCACUUCCCAAUAUGGAGUUACUGAAAGGCGCCCAUGUUGCAUGUUUCGGAGACCGCAGUCGCCCAAUGGUGCAACGGAGCCACAACAUAUUCAUUCAAGGUCUGCCACUGCAGUGGAACACGGAUAAAUUACGCAGCCUUUGCGGCACUUUUGGAAAAGUAGAGCUGGCUAAAGUUGUUCGGGAUGCCACGACAAGCCUAUCGUGCGGCCAUGGUUUUGUUCUGUUUGAGCGAGAGGAGGCUGCAGCUCUUUGCGUUGAGCGUUUAAAUGGUGCGACCGUUGAGGGUCGGACACUUACAUGCCGUUUCGCGAGAGAUAAACGAGGUCCGGGAGUUGCAACUGGAGCGGCGCCUUCACCACCUGUACGGCCGUCUGGAAAUGACUUUUUGAAAAACACAGCACCGUUACUUGUCCGAAUGGUAGACGCACAGGAAAGUCCAUCAAUGUUACUUCAGUCGGCAGUUGGCUCUAACAAGUGGUCAACCGUUACAGUUCCACAAAAUUGUCACACGGCUGUUUAUUCGCAAUCACCGUUACUUGUUGCGGGCGGUGUCUCACCAUUACUCGGCCUCUCACCUGUUGUAUCUCCUAUGGUACCAUCUGGCGUCAUGACAGAAAUGACGGAACCACCGCAUGGCAUGCAAAGUUUUGGGUGUAAUAUUGCGGGAUUGCAAUGCCUUAUUGCCGUACCGUAUCAUCAAACUCGAAUUGUAUCGGGUUUUAGCAACGGCGACGGCGGGACAUUUGCUGCACUUACGUAA
Trypanosoma brucei brucei TREU927 is the source of this 1800-nucleotide messenger RNA. RefSeq names its product RNA-binding protein, putative. Gene Ontology annotation, molecular function: RNA binding. The coding region runs from base 1 to 1800 and encodes 599 amino acids. The transcript has a single exon. The record is from RefSeq and is a predicted model, not a curated record. NCBI's taxonomy places the organism in Eukaryota, Euglenozoa, Kinetoplastea, Trypanosomatida, Trypanosomatidae.